GUGACCUACGACGAACACACCGGAAACAAACUAGCCAAGCAACAAAUUAACUUAUUCCAACUUGGAUCUGGUGGAUUUGGGGGUUCAAAGAAUUCUGAAAACAGUGAAAUCAACAUUUACGAAAUUCAACCGGUGCCGCGGCGCAAUCCAGACUUUACCUUGGAGCAAAAAACAGACGAAUCACAAGCAGCGUUAUAUCGUUUGGCUGGCUAUGAUCCCAACCCGCUGCAUAUUGAUCCUGAGUUUGCUUCUGGUUUUGGAUUUGAAAAACCGAUUUUGCAUGGCCUUUGCACACUUGGCUUUUGCGCAAGGCAUGUGUUAAAGGCGUACGCUAACGACAGCUCCGAAUAUUUUAAGGCUAUCAAAGUUCGUUUUACAAGUCCCGUGAUGCCAGGCCAAACGCUGCGGACAGAGAUGUGGAAAGAGGGAGCGAGAGUACACUUCCAGGCAAAAGUGAAAGAAACCGAUAAAUUGGUAAUAUCGAAUGCUUACGUUGACCUGCAUGAAGUACCUGAGAAUGUGGUCAGUAAGGUGAAAGAAACCGAUAAAUUGGUGAUAUCGAAUGCCUACGUUGACUUGCAUGAAGUACCUGAGAAUGUGGUCAGUAAGGUAAGUGAUUAAGG
Messenger RNA from Gongylonema pulchrum, 623 nucleotides. NCBI's taxonomy places the organism in Eukaryota, Metazoa, Nematoda, Chromadorea, Rhabditida, Gongylonematidae. The record is from the annotation of a GenBank genome assembly.